AUGAUUAUCGACGAAAAGACGAUGCAGCCUCCCCCCACCCCCCCAACAACGUUGUCCACGCUCCCAGCCCAUCUUCUUCUUCAGAUCGUUCAUAUGACGUUCCCGCAAACGCCCGAUCUAAAUGAGAGUAGCAAGGAGCGGCAGCGCAAGACUCUGUACUGGUUAUCCGUUAGCCUUCGGCUGGUAAAUCGAGCCCUCUACGUUGCUUCCAUGCAUGUAUUGCGCUCCACCUACCUUCCCGCCUACGACUCCCUGAUUCGUUCGCCCUACAGCUCUGAUCCCUUCCCUCUCCCCACUUCUCCCCAGUCUCCAUUCGCGUCGACCAGUAAUCCAGCCGAUCUUCGACUGGGCACUCUUCAACGCGAAACUGCGACCCUGGACCUCUUCAUCGCCGUCAAGGUGCGGGAGGACGUCUGGGCAGACGAAUCUGAACUCCAUCUCGAGCGAGACGAGUCCUUCAAAGACUUGUUUGACCAUGCGCAACCGCGCAGUCGUCUUGAAGACCUUGUCCGCAUAUAUGGCGUUGAAGAGGGCGUUGUCGCUGUUAGUGAGUCUGCUGCAUUAGCGGCUCCACCAAGCAAUGCUGCGCCGUCACCAACAUCCGGUGUAUUCCGUACUCCACCCUCUCCGACCCGAUCCAAAGGCAAACAACCAGUCAGAGCCAGGCCGAUCCCGUUUUCCUCACUGGCUAUUUCAUUUUCCCCUCGAAGGGUUGGCCUUCUCAUGGGUCCCCAUGGAAGAAACAAACGCACAAUUGUCGAAACGGAGCGCAGUCGCGACGAAUUGCUGGAGGCCUCCGCUACACGCCUGGUUCGCCAAUUAGCACUGUGGUUGCGAACAGAGGGCUGCUACUAG
Messenger RNA from Mycena indigotica, 855 nucleotides. RefSeq lists its product as uncharacterized. NCBI's taxonomy places the organism in Eukaryota, Fungi, Basidiomycota, Agaricomycetes, Agaricales, Mycenaceae. The coding region runs from base 1 to 855 and encodes 284 amino acids. The record is from RefSeq and is a predicted model, not a curated record. The transcript is spliced from 3 exons.